CUUCCUUUCCCUUCUGAUCCUGACAGCAUACAACCACAACCACAAUCAGACCCAUUCACAGCCCGUACGAUGCCUCACAAACGUGCUAAACGAUCCAUCCGAGAGGAAGAGAAGAAAAAGAUUGGCUUCAACAAUGUACCCAAGACGACCAACGUCGGCGGAUACGUCGAAGACACUCCGAAAGGAGCUUCCCGGAUCUUGAACUCGUUACAAACCCAGGCGGCUUAUCGGGAACGUAAAAACGGCGGUGGAAGUGGGGAGGCUGGGCCUUCUUCUGGCCGGAAAAGUGGCAGUGGUACCGGCACAUCCACCACGACGAGUAAAUCGAAAACAAAAGCCAAACCGACCGGACUGCCCAAGAUCCUCCCCGGCGAAUCCCUCGGAGACUUUAACCGUCGGAUAGAAGAUCAUCUCCGUCCAGAAGUAUCCCAAGCGAUCAAGAACGCUGCUGCGGUCAAGGCCGCUCAGGAGAAAGCGGUCUGGCAGGAAAAGAAGGCGAACAGGGAGGCAGCCAAGGAGGCUAGGAGGCGGAAAGAGAGGGGGGAGACGGGCCCGGUGGAAAAGAGUGGGAGUGGGAACGGGGAAGGCAAUGGGGUGGCAGGAAAGGGAAAGAGAAAAGCGACGAUCUUGGACGAUACCGACAACGAGGAGGAGGAUGAUGUCAACCCGGCUGGCGGCAGAUCAUCGUCUUCGACCAAGAAACCCAAAAUGACGGAAUUCGCUACCCUCUCCCAACGACGCUCUGUCAACGACGUCGUCCAAGCUCCGCCGCAACUUCCCGGCCUGAAACGUUCCGGUUUGAAGAAACCCGCUACGAGCGCUUUCUCGGCGACGGGCAGGACGCCGUUGAAUCCAGGGCAAAAGAGGCUGAUGGAAGAGGAGCGGGAGAGGGUCAUCAAGAGGUAUAGGGAGAUGAAGGAGGAAAAGCUGGCUCAGAGACAGGGUCAGAGUGAGCGGAGUUGAAUCCAUGGACGUAUGGUCAUCCUUGAGCGAAUUGGGGAUCGAGUUGUAUCUGUAUAAUGCACGAGGAUAGCCUCUAUGGUCGUCCUGUAGGUAUUGAACCGCGAUCAUGCUCGGUUAUAUACAACGUGAAGACGAACAACA
Filobasidium floriforme is the source of this 1104-nucleotide messenger RNA. RefSeq lists its product as uncharacterized. The coding region runs from base 70 to 963 and encodes 297 amino acids. Lineage: Eukaryota; Fungi; Basidiomycota; Tremellomycetes; Filobasidiales; Filobasidiaceae. The record is from RefSeq and is a predicted model, not a curated record. Gene Ontology annotation, molecular function: DNA-binding transcription factor activity. The transcript is spliced from 3 exons. Gene Ontology annotation, biological process: regulation of DNA-templated transcription.